Molecule: messenger RNA, 1872 nt
Organism: Salvia miltiorrhiza (redroot sage)
Lineage: Eukaryota; Viridiplantae; Streptophyta; Magnoliopsida; Lamiales; Lamiaceae
Exons: 7
Coding region: 1-1872 (623 amino acids)
Source: RefSeq, a predicted model, not a curated record
AUGUGUGAUAAGUGGUGGGGGAGGAGUAAUUUUGAUUGGGCUGUGAGGGAGUCAGAAGGCAGAUCGGGUGGAAUACUAUCGGUCUGGAACAAGGAUAAGUUUGUGGCAACUAGUAAAUGGAACGUGACGGGGGCUGUUAUUGUUAAUGGGAUUUGGCUACAAGGAGGCCUGCAUUGUUGUUUUGUUAAUGUGUAUGCGCCCAUGGGAACCACCGAAAAGGAAUCUUUGUGGGAUACAUUACAGCUCAUUGCUCUUCAAAACAAAGACUCUUGCCUGUGUUUUCUUGGCGACUUCAACGCAGUGCGUGAUCCGGGAGAAAGGGUGGGGAAAUGUGCUGUCUUUAAUCAAGCAGAUGCAAGGUCUUUUGACGCUUUUAUUCGGCAAAGUAAUCUGCUGGAAAUCAGAACACAGGGGAGAAAGUUUACGUGGUAUCAACCUGGUGGAGGAUGUAAGAGCAAACUAGACAGAUUUAUGGUCAACGAGAAAUGGAUGCAGGAAUGGGCGGACACAGUCGGAAGGGGGCUUCAGAGAUCAGUGUCGGAUCAUUAUCUUAAGGAUGAACUUCAGGAGCUGGACAUUUUUGAUGACACCUUUGGUCUUGAGGAGAGUGAGACAAUCAGGAGAAAUGAAUUACGAGCAAAGAUUUUCCUUAAAUCCAAAGAAAAAUGGCUUGAUGUUGGGGGCUGCUGGAUCGAGGAUCCAAAGACCAUUAAGGAGAACGUCAAAACGUUCUUCGAGAAUCACUUCAAGAAGACGCCGCGCGUCCUACCUAUGAUACUGGGAGAUUUCACUGCUCGGAAAGUUUCUGCAGUGAUUAAUGCGGAGCUGAUCAAAACUUUUUCAGAAUCAGAAAUUAAAGAGGCCAUUUGGAGUUGUGACAGUGACAAGAGCCCGGGACCGGAUGACUUUAACCUCAAGUUCUGGAAAGCAUCAUGGGAGAUUAUCAAGAAAGAUUUUUUAAAGGUUUUGGCGAGUAGGAUGAAGCAGGUCAUGGAUUCAGUUAUUUCGGAUAAUCAGAGCGCCUUCAUUGGCGGCCGUUACAUCCUUGAUGGGGUCGUGGUUCUAAAUGAAGCAAUCGCGGAGGCUACUAAGAAGAGAAAAUGGAGGAUUAUCUUCAAGGUGGAUUUCGCGAAAGCAUAUGACUCUGUCGAGUGGGAUUUCUUGGAUUUAAUGCUUCAAAGAAUGGAUUUUGCACCAUUAUGGAGGAAAUGGAUUCGAGCGGAGGGGAUCCACUCUUUGAUCACGAGAGCUGUUGAGAAGGAGCUGAUUAAGCCGGUAAAGGUAGGAAAUGAUUACAUUUCAAUUUCGCACCUCCAAUACGCCGAUGACACGGUCUUCUUGAUGGAGGAUGAUGAAAGAAAUGCAGUGGCAGUUAAAAGGAUUCUCAGAGUGUUCCAGCUACUGUCAGGGCUUGCCAUCUGCUUUUACAAGGAGAGAGAGAGCGAGAUAAGGAAAGAGAUUAUAGAUCUACAACACAGUACACAGAUUCAAGCAUCAUCGAAUUCAUCGGGGCUGCAGAACUCGGCAUCGGAGGAGAAUCGGAGACGCCGCGUCUGGCGGCGCAGAUUGAGUACAGGCAGAGAGCAGCGGCUCCGUGUUUGCGCGGCGGGGAUGUUGCCCAGAUCUCACAGUGAUUUUAUUCGCGCUGCAUUGUUUGGCCGGGAGAGAUCACCGGUGGGGGAAGAGGGGAGGAGAUGCGUGAGUGAGGGUUCCGUGGUGGUGGUUGUCACGGCUUGCCUCGGUGGUGGAGAUGGUGCGGCGGCUACCACGACCAGCUCAGAGACUGCGGCGGCGAUUCGUCGGAGAUGGUGCGGCAGGUGGCUGAUUUUCGACGCCGAGAAAGAGAGAGAUGGAGCAGAUCUCGACUCGUAG